AUGAGUGAAGCCAACAUAGUAAUUCCUAUUGAUGUUCUUGCAUGGGGAGGAUUUGGGAUUGUGGCAGGGCUUAUUAUGUGGGGAUAUCGAGUGAUCGCUACGAUCGGGAAGAAAAUCACAGAACUCACUCCUACUAGAGGUUUUGCAGCCGAGUUUGCCGCGGCUUCAGUGGUUCUGUUUGCAUCUAAGCUGGGACUACCCAUCUCAGCAACUCACACUCUAGUGGGUGCAGUCAUGGGGGUGGGGUUUGCCAGAGGACUCAAUAGUGUUAGAGCAGAAACUGUGAAGGAGAUUGUGACUUCUUGGGCAGUGACCAUCCCAGUUGGUGCCACCUUUGCUGUUAUAUACACAUGGAUCUUGACAAAGCUGUUGUCAUAUGUACUUAUGAGUACAAUUCCUUGA
Molecule: messenger RNA, 402 nt
Organism: Ilex paraguariensis (yerba mate)
Lineage: Eukaryota; Viridiplantae; Streptophyta; Magnoliopsida; Aquifoliales; Aquifoliaceae
Source: the annotation of a GenBank genome assembly